AAAUUUUCUCUUCUGCCCUUUCCCCCUCUUCUUGCUGGCGGGGUUGAUCCUCAUUACAGUUUGCUCAGAUAUUUGGAAGUGAAUUUAGGGCCCUCCCCCCAACUUAUGAUUUUAUAGCCAAUAGGUGAUGAGGUUUAUUUGCAUAUUUCCAGUCACAUAAGCAGCUCUGGAGUGGAGACAGUGUCAGACUCAAUUCCUCCUCCUCCUCCUUAAAGGAAAUCUGCCACUUCUAGCUGCCCAGUCCUUCCCUUUAAAGGGCGACUUGCCCCGCGUGGGACCGCGGCUGCAGCUCUCUCCCGCCUCCGAUUCAGCCAGUACAUCGGUCCCUCCGUGCGCCAGCCCGCGCCGUACAGCUACUACAGAGGGACGCGUCCGGAGAUGAAUAGCAAAGCACUGCUCCUGGUGGGCCUGGGCUUGUGGCUCCAGAGUCUGACCGCCUCCCGCGGAGGGGUGGCCAUCGCUGACAGAGGAAGAGAUUUUAGAGACAUUGAAAGUAAAUUUGCCCUUAGGACCCCUGAAGAUACAGUUGAAGACACUUGUCAUCUCAUUCCCGGAGUGGCAGAGUCUGUAGCUAACUGCCACUUCAACCACAGCAGCAAAACCUUCGUGGUGAUCCAUGGCUGGACGGUUACAGGAAUGUAUGAGAGCUGGGUGCCCAAGCUCGUGGCAGCCCUAUACAAGAGGGAACCAGACUCCAAUGUCAUUGUGGUAGACUGGCUGUCACGGGCCCAGCAGCAUUAUCCUGUGUCUGCAGGCUAUACCAAACUGGUGGGAAAUGACGUAGCCAGAUUUAUCAACUGGAUGGAGGAAGAAUUUAAUUAUCCCCUGGACAAUGUUCACCUCUUGGGAUACAGCCUUGGAGCCCAUGCUGCCGGCAUUGCAGGAAGUCUGACCAAUAAGAAGGUCAACAGAAUUACUGGCCUUGAUCCAGCUGGACCUAAUUUUGAGUAUGCCGAAGCUCCAAGUCGCCUUUCUCCAGAUGAUGCGGAUUUCGUAGACGUGUUACACACAUUCACCAGAGGGUCACCUGGCCGAAGUAUUGGCAUCCAGAAACCAGUAGGGCAUGUUGACAUUUACCCUAAUGGAGGCACUUUUCAACCAGGCUGUAACAUUGGGGAAGCUAUUCGAGUGAUUGCAGAGAAAGGCCUUGGAGACGUGGACCAGCUAGUGAAGUGUUCCCAUGAGCGUUCCAUUCAUCUCUUCAUUGACUCCCUGUUGAAUGAAGAAAACCCAAGUAAGGCCUACCGGUGCAAUUCAAAGGAAGCCUUUGAUAAGGGGCUUUGCCUGAGUUGCAGAAAGAACCGCUGCAACAACCUGGGCUAUGAGAUCAAUAAAGUCAGAGCCAAGAGAAGCAGCAAAAUGUACCUGAAGACUCGUUCUCAGAUGCCCUACAAAGUCUUCCAUUACCAAGUAAAGAUACAUUUUUCUGGAACUGAAAGUAUCACACAGACCAGCCAGCCAUUCGAGAUAUCUCUGUAUGGCACCGUGGCUGAGAGCGAGAACAUCCCUUUCACCCUGCCUGAAGUUUCUACCAAUAAGACAUACUCCUUCCUCAUUUACACCGAGGUGGAUAUUGGAGAACUGCUUAUGCUGAAACUCAAAUGGAACAGCAAUUCAUACUUCAGCUGGUCAGACUGGUGGAGCAGCCCUGGCUUUGCUAUUGAGAGGAUCAGAGUAAAAGCUGGAGAGACUCAAAAAAAGGUGAUCUUCUGUUCCCGGGACAAAGUGUCUUAUUUGCAGAAAGGAAAGUCACCAGUGGUAUUUGUGAAAUGCCAUGACAAGUCCCUGAAUAAAAAGUCUGGCUGAAACUGGGCAGAUCUACAGAAAGAAGAACAGCACAUGAGUUCUGUGAAAAAUGAAGUGAAUGAAAUAACUUUUACGGAAGAUAUCUGAUGUUUUGGGUGUUUAAAAGUGGAUUUUCCUGAGUAUUAAUCCCAGCUAUAUUCCUAUUAGUUUCUUUAGGAGACAGUCUCAAAUACUAAAAUGUGGCUAAUUCUACUUGAGGAAUAUAGUGGCCAAAUAGCACAUCUUCCCACGUUAAAAGACAGCAGAUAUGAAAAGCGCUGCAUUCUGACUUUGAGAAAGAGUUAAGAAUUGUUUGAGCCCUGGUAAAAUAUGAUUUCUCCAUUGGCAUAUUUAGCCAGAGUCUAAAAUUGAUUAGAACCUCCUAUUUUAAUUGGAACUGUAGAUUUUCUGAACUGAUGCCAUCACAUUUUCUCCAAGUCU
Orycteropus afer afer is the source of this 2226-nucleotide messenger RNA. The record is from RefSeq and is a predicted model, not a curated record. Lineage: Eukaryota; Metazoa; Chordata; Mammalia; Tubulidentata; Orycteropodidae.